Messenger RNA from Dictyostelium purpureum, 1307 nucleotides. Its product is annotated as allantoicase. Lineage: Eukaryota; Evosea; Eumycetozoa; Dictyosteliales; Dictyosteliaceae. Gene Ontology annotation, molecular function: allantoicase activity. Bases 173 to 1204 code for a protein of 343 amino acids. Gene Ontology annotation, biological process: allantoin catabolic process. The transcript is spliced from 3 exons. The record is from RefSeq and is a predicted model, not a curated record.
CUUUGUUUUUUUUUUUUUUUUUAUUAUUUUAUUUUUAUUUUUAAUUAUAUAAUUUGAUGUACCCUUAAAAAAAUAUAUUAAAAUAUUUUUUGAUUCUUUUAGCCCUUUUUUAAUUUUUCCUUUUAUAUAUAUAUUUAUUUUGUAUCAAUAAUAGAAAUUUACACAACUCAAGAUGGCCUACGGUAAUAAUAAAGCUGACCCAAAUGCCCCAUUUUAUGUUUCUGAAUGCGCUGAACUUUUAUCAGAUAAAGUUGGUGGUGCAGUUCUUGGCUGCAGCGAUCAAUGGUUUGCUGAAUGUGUAAAUCUCAUCAAACAUGCUCCACCAGUCUGGGAUGCAGAAAAAUAUGUUGACACCGGUAAAUGGAUGGAUGGUUGGGAAACCAAAAGACAUAACCCAGAUCACGAUUGGUGUAUUGUUAAAUUAGGUAUUCCAGGUGUAAUUUAUGGUUUCGAAAUCGAUACCGCCUAUUUCACUGGUAACUAUCCACCAUUUGCUUCAAUUGAAGCACUUUGCGACGACUCAAAUCCAACCUUCAAAGAUUUAUCAGACUCUAACAAAUGGGAGGAAGUUUUAAAGAAAUCUGAAUUAGGAAGUUCAAUGAAAAAAUAUUUCGAUUGCAAGAGUGAAAAGAGAUACACUCAUCUUAAAUUCAGAAUUUACCCAGAUGGAGGUGUUGCUAGACUUCGUGUUUACGGUAAAUGUGUUAAAGAUUGGACAUUAGUUAUUCCAGGUGAAUUAGUCGACACUGCUGCCAUUGAAAAUGGUGGUCUUGUUGUAGACUGUAGUGAUCAUUUCUAUGGUAAUAAAAACAAUAUUAUUAUGCCAGGUAGAUCCGUAAAUAUGGGUGAUGGUUGGGAAACAAAGAGAAGAAGAGGACCAGGUAAUGAUUGGUUAAUCGUUAAACUUGCAAAAGAAGGUGUCGUCCAAAGAAUCGAAGUCGAUACCAAUUGGUUCAAAGGUAAUUUCCCAGUCUCAUGUUCAAUCGAUGCUAUUAAUUCAAACUCUGCUCCAGAUGAAAACCGUCUUACCGACUAUGAAUGGACCAACAUUCUCCCAAAUACCCCAUUAACUGGUCAUCGUCGUCACUUUUACCAAAACGAAUUAGUAAAUAAUAAAAACAACAAAUUCACUCAUGUUCGUUUAAAUAUUUUCCCAGAUGGUGGGUGUUUCACGUUUAAGAAUUUUCUCAAAUUUCCCAGAUGAACAAUAAUCAUUAUACAAUUACUUUUUCAAAUUAUAUAAUAUUAAAUAAAUAGAUAAAAAAAAAAAUUAAUUUUUUUUUUUAAAAUUUAAUGUAUUUUAAAAU